AUGGCAGGCCCGGAAUCGACCAGCAUUCCGCACCCGCAUCUACUUGACCCACAUCCCGGACCCGGCGAUCGAGGGUCGUCAACAAUCCCCCACGCUUCUUCCUCGGACGGAACGGGAAUCGGCUCCUCGUCUACCGCCAUGAGCCAAUUCGGCAUCACGCCAGCAGCUCCCGUGUUUGACACGCGCACUCUAGUCCCGGACGACGCGACGACGCGCGCCGGGCCGGGUGUGAACACUUCGAGCGGCAAUUUCACGAAACACGACCAUCCCCUCGCUUCGGGUCCCAGCGACUCGUCCCAGCCAACCAAUUAUCCUACCUCCUCUGCGCCGGAACGCCGCCUCCACCCGAGCGACACCACCAGCUAUCCUCCGCAACAACUCGCAAACCUGCACUCGCUCGCUCUCUCGCGGAGCAAUUCCCAAGGCACGGCUUCUACCAACGGCGCCGACCCCGUAUUUACCCCGCCUACUAGCGGCGGAAGGUUGAGCCCCGGCACCGGCAGUGCCCACGGCUCCAGUCAAGACUCUUCCUCACAGCUUCACCAGCUCUCCCAGAUUGCAGCCGCCCAGGCGAGGAUACCCGAAGACGCGACCGCCGACAUGGCCGACAUGACCCAGGGCGCGUCCAGGAAACGGAUGGCCGACGGCGUGGUCAAGCACGCGCGCUCCAAGUCGAACGUCUCGCCAGGGCAAGCGAUCGGUCAUUCGAGGAACACGAGCACCGUUAGUGUGGCCUCGACGGCUGGCAGCCGUAUUGGAGAGCUCUCGGCAGAGUUGCGAGCGCGUUUGUCGUACGCAAUGGUCAAGGUCAACCACGGAUGGCAGUCACACACCAUUGACCAAGUCGAGACCUUGGCCUCUCAGGCCGCGUCGCCCGUGUCAUCAUCUUCGACAGUUCACCUGCGUAACGGCUCCUCGACGAGUCCCCGGCUCUCCGCCGGGUCACACCGGGGCAGCAACAACACGACUCCAGCGACGGGUCCACAACCUCCAUACCCAGGCCGGUCAGGGGAAGCUCAGUGGAGAACCUCUCCACGGUCCACAUCACGAGGGAGCUCGGCCUCUCCGGUGAAGGCCAGCCAUGGCCUCGCUCCCCCAGUUUCCAUCCACCCGUCACAACCCAUAAACCCGCGAAGAGAAUCGAACCCACGGCACAUCCCAGCCUUCCUCUCUCACCACACCUCGCCACACCUGAGCACGGCUCACACCAGCCCCUACGUCGCGCCAGGGCGACCCCGAACCAUAUCCGACGCCAUGUUACUCUCCCCGCACACUAAUGUUCGCGAACAGGACGCGAUAGAAUCGCUCCUCUUCAUGAGCAGCCCGGGUAACUCGGCCAACCUUAAGCACGCAUUCCCCACCUCUUCCUCCCAGCCGCUUCCGUCCACCCACAACAAUAAUUCUACCCCACAACGAACAGCACUUCCCAACUCCCAGCCUCGCAAGAGUCUCCCGUCCGGCCGACCGCCGACCCACGCCCGCUCUCAGUCCCACUCCCAACCACACACGCAAAAACGCGUCGGUUUCGAGAAAUCCCCGUCCACCAUGGAUAUCGAUGACCCGCCUUUUGCCGGCUCACCCAUGUCCGUCUCCCGUGGCACGCCACGCCGGCGUAUCAACGGCGACCACUCUCACCAAUCCCCACGGACACAACCCUACUCGCACAGCCACAGUAUCGGCCAUACUGCCCCAACGCCCCGAAUGAAACAACUGCCUGUUUCCACGGGAUUGACGGUGUCGUCGAAACCGCGGCAAGCCCUGGGGGAUGAGGAAAUCGACCGCAUGCUGGAACGGGCCGCAGCCGCAGCGGAGGGGGAGUCGGAUUCAGAUGGAGAGAUUGAAUUACCGGGAGGACGGGGGGUGGAGGGUGUGGUGAGAGUUUAG
Dichotomopilus funicola is the source of this 1884-nucleotide messenger RNA. RefSeq lists its product as uncharacterized. The record is from RefSeq and is a predicted model, not a curated record. The transcript is spliced from 2 exons. The coding region runs from base 1 to 1884 and encodes 627 amino acids. NCBI's taxonomy places the organism in Eukaryota, Fungi, Ascomycota, Sordariomycetes, Sordariales, Chaetomiaceae. Gene Ontology annotation, biological process: G1/S transition of mitotic cell cycle. Gene Ontology annotation, cellular component: SBF transcription complex; cytoplasm. Gene Ontology annotation, molecular function: DNA-binding transcription repressor activity, RNA polymerase II-specific; transcription coregulator activity.